Physcomitrium patens is the source of this 1952-nucleotide messenger RNA. Lineage: Eukaryota; Viridiplantae; Streptophyta; Bryopsida; Funariales; Funariaceae. The record is from RefSeq and is a predicted model, not a curated record.
UAUUGACGGGCGUGGUCUCGGAGGCCGAGCCAUCACCACCAGGCUGCACCACAAUCUGUUUUCGGGGACCAAUUGCUCUGAUGUCCAUAUAAUAACCACGCUGUCAAGACUAUCCAAACGAAAUGGAGCGCAAAAACUCUUGCAAGACGAGUCUCCAUCCCCACAGGGCGUCAAAGUUUAGGGCUUACGAAUCGUCGCAAGAGUUUCGAUGGAUGUCUCCAGCGCCAAGGAGACGAGCGCAUGGAGAUGAGCCGAGAAGCGCAGCGUGUGCUAAAUUUGACAGGGCAGCCGAGGGAGCUUGGAGGGGCCCGGGGAGGCUUGCUGCACAGAUUCGGAAUAGAUCUCGACCGAAAUUCCUGAUUUGCCUUUCCGGAUGCGGAACAUGCAAGCCUAGUCUGCUUCCGAAGUGGGUAACCAGAGGAUUGCGAGUUGUGAGGUAUUAUUGUAGGAUUAGUUAACUGCGCCAACAUUAAAAGAAGAAGAAGGAAAAAAAGAAGACGAAGGGAUGGAACUGAUGGAAGAUGAAGAAGUAAUAGAUGGAUUGUCUGUCGGCAAAGGCAAACAUGGCUGCAAGCAUUACAGGAGACGAUGUCGGAUCCGGGCUCCGUGCUGCAAUGAGAUUUUUGAUUGUCGUCACUGUCACAACGAAGCAAAGAACACUAACGAGCUUGAUGAUUCGGAGCGCCAUGAAAUUCCAAGGCACCGUGUUGAGAAGGUCGUUUGUUCGCUUUGUGACUACGAGCAAGACGUAAAGCAGGUGUGUGAGCGUUGUGGGGUUUGCAUGGGUGACUACUAUUGUGACAAGUGCAAGUUCUUCGACGAUAAGACGGAGAAGAAGCAGUAUCACUGUGAUGCUUGUGGAAUAUGCAGAAUUGGUGGUCGAGAAAACUAUUUUCACUGCGAUCGUUGCGGCUCCUGUUAUUCAAAAUCGCUUCAGGAUGGACAUCCUUGUGUGGAGAAUGCUAUGCACCAGAAUUGUCCCAUAUGUAUAGAGUACCUGUUUGACUCGGUGAUGGAUAUCGCUGUGUUGCCUUGUGGUCACACCAUGCACCAAGCUUGCCUCCGACAGAUGAAUCGACAUUCUCAGUUUUGUUGUCCGAUCUGCUCCAAAUCCACUCAAGACAUGUCAAUGUACUGGGAACGGCUGGAUGAAGAAGUAUUCUUGACCCCAAUGCCUGAAGAAUAUCGUCAUAAGAAAGUUUGGAUUCUAUGCAAUGACUGCGGAACAACUAGUGAUGUCAAUUACCACGUAAUAGGUCAGAAAUGCCCAGAAUGUGGGUCAUACAACACACGGUCUACAUGUGCACCGUCAACAGGCAGACUCGCUGAACCAAUGUCUCCUGAUGGAGUCUCACCUGAAUCCGUUGGGCCGAGUAUCUCAACCUCAGUUGGAUCUCUGCCAAAUGAGAUGGGUACGUAGAAGCAUGGAUCCUGAGUUGGAAGUAGAGCAGAUGAAUGUGUGCUCUCAAUUAUGGGUGUCUCAAACGACUUGAUUUGUUAGUAUUUGGAGGUUAGUAAGCAGCUGUAGUGAGCAAAGAUGACAACAAUCAAUUGUUUCCUCUCCUGGUUGUAUGAUAUCCGCUUUGUUGAUACAUCACCAAGUGUAGCUUAAAUUCAGAAGCAGCGGGAUAUGCCAGGAGAACACUAUUCUUUUAUCUAUGGACUGGAAGGUUAGGAGUGGAAUGGAUAAGUUAAGAACAAGAAUAGACAGUGUUGUUUAAAUCUGAUCGAGAGUAGCAUAUUGAAGUCCAGGUUUUAGCCACAUGUAAAUCCUCCUAGGCUGUUUUGCACGGAGUCUCUAAUCUCCCUGUGGAAGGCCCAAACUGUGUCUUUCCUCCAUCUGCACUGUACACAGUACGGUGUACAAAGCAGGUAACAUUCUCUUAAAUGGUGAUGGGAUCAAGUGCACCGUCCUGACAAAAAUCUUCCUUUCCUAGGUAUUCUCUUUCUCA